Molecule: messenger RNA, 774 nt
Organism: Effrenium voratum
Lineage: Eukaryota; Dinophyceae; Suessiales; Symbiodiniaceae
Source: the annotation of a GenBank genome assembly
GAGGGCGGUCGUCAAGACCCCUUCGACAAUCGCAAGUUGCAGUCCAUGAUGGAGGCCUUGAAGGAGGGAGAUUCCACUACUGACCAGUACAUUGCAGGCGGCAAUGUAGCGUGGGUUAGCUGGUCAUGGUCUUCGACUGCAAGUGUGCCAGUGUACAAGAGCAGCGUAAAGUGGAUCAUGCGCACCACGUACAAGAAGCCCCAGCCAAUAAAUUUGGUGGUGGCAGUGGAUGACUUGUUUAUGGACCAGAAAAAUGGGCAAAUGAAGAGGAUCAGUCCGGAGGAGGACCAUCACGCCUUCAUCUUGGCCACAGCGAGGGACUUGCAGCAAGACAAGUUCCAGGAGGCCGGCGCCGUCGCUGAUGUUGGGACCAGCCACGAGACCAUGUACUACAGCCCUGUGCAACGCAUCUUUCAAAUAGUGUCCUUCAAGUUGAAUCACGAAUCAGCUUCCAAGACCAAGCUGACGACUAAGAAGCUUUUCGAGAUCUUGUCUGCCAACUUGACGGUGACAUCGGGGGAGGCAGUGACGCAGUCCUUUCUCGAAGUCUUGAUGGCUCUGUGGAACUCCUUGCUGAGCGACACUUCUUUCCGAGAGGAAGUCCUGCUUUCUGAGGAGCUCUUCGGAAAGCGAAGUCCCAUCAAGUCCAUAUAUGUUUUGCGAGACCUUGCCACUGCUUGCAAGAAGCAACCGCCUGGCGUGAAGUGGGUGUUCGAUGCCCUCAUGGAUGCGGCGUUGAACAAAAUCUUCAAGCAAGGCGAGCUCAACCCCCAG